Molecule: messenger RNA, 3921 nt
Organism: Teleopsis dalmanni
Lineage: Eukaryota; Metazoa; Arthropoda; Insecta; Diptera; Diopsidae
Product: serine/arginine repetitive matrix protein 1-like
Exons: 5
Coding region: 346-3843 (1165 amino acids)
Biological process (GO): mRNA processing; regulation of mRNA splicing, via spliceosome
Cellular component (GO): spliceosomal complex
Molecular function (GO): RNA binding
Source: RefSeq, a predicted model, not a curated record
CGUUAAUAGUUCUUCGUUGCGUCUCCAUUUUGCACCGCGGCCGCAUGAAAAUUCUAUAACUUAUAGAAAAUUUUGCAAACGUUUGCAUUGCGAGGAAAUCUAAAAUAAUAUUGUUAAUACUAGUUAUUAACUCGCGGCAUUCCGUAGAAAAUUUUGCUAUUUGGUGAAGUUCUUAUAAAAAUAGAAUAAAUAGCAAAACUUGCUGCUAGGAAGUAUUGCAAUUGUGGUUGCUGCGCUGCCGGGUGAAUAAGGAAUACAACAAUUUUUUUUUUUGUAAUGGAGAAAAGUGGAUUUCAAUAAAAUAGAUUUUUCAAUUAAUUAAACAGUUUCUUUAUUCCAAUCAAAAUGAUGUUUACAGGCACAAACCAACAACAAGAUACUCGCUUCAGCGACAAGGAAAAAAAGCUUAUGAAGCAAAUGAAAUUUGGGGAUUGUCUAAAUAAGCGUGUGGAUAUGUCGAAAGUAAAGCUGGAUGUUUUGAGACCUUGGAUAAGUAAAAAAAUCACUGAUAUUCUUAACAUCGAAGAUGAUGUUGUCGUGGAAUUUGUGUAUAAUCAACUCGAGGAGGAGAAAUUUCCUUGCCCAAAAAAGAUGCAAAUCAAUAUGACAGGUUUCCUCAAUGGCAAGAAUGCCCGUCAAUUUAUGGGAGAAUUAUGGUCUUUACUAUUAUCUGCUCAAGAAAGCGAAAGUGGUAUACCAGCUGAGUUUAUACAACAAAAAAAAGAAGAAAUAUUAAGAAGAGAAGAUGAACUUAAGCAUGAAUCGUCUCGUCGUAAUGAUCACUCACGUUCACGUGAUAGAGAUAAAGAUAUUGAUCGCGAAAAAAGAAGUGGUGGAAGAGAGCGUUCAGAUGAAGUUAUGUCACAGCGUGAACGAGAACAGCAAUUACCAUCCAAUACAUUAAGUGCUAUAGAGCAUGUAAGGUCGCAAUUAGCUGCAAAAUCAAGAUCGGCUUCUACAGAACGAAAUAAUGUAGGUACUAAUAUUUCUAAAGAUAAGCCAGGUGUUUUAGAUAACGAUGUAGCUAGUGUAGUAACUAGCAAUAGAGAUCGUUCGAAGUCUCCUAAUUCUAGGUCUGCAGCUACAGAAACUGCUGCAACUAAAACGCGUAAUCGUUCACCUCGUAAGCGAACAAGAGAGAGAUCUAUAGUACGGGGAUCAUCACGCGAAAGGUCAUCCCCUAAUCGCCGUCGUAAUUCAUCUCGAGAUAGAAGAAGGUCAUCUCGUUCACCUAGACGUCGUUCACCUGAUCACAAUAGACGUCGACGUAGCAAUUCAAGAGAUCGUGGUAAUCGUCAUCACCAAUUGAAUCGUAGAAAAUCACGUUCAAAUUCACCGGUGAAACGUCGAGAUAAUUCACGUAAUGGAAAUCAACGUUCAUCAAAUAGAAAAUCUAGAUCUAAAUCUGCUGAAAAACGUAGGUAUUCUCCCAAGCGUACAUCUCCACGUAGAAAACGUUCAGGUUCGCGUAAUUCUAAUGCAGGCAAACCUAUAAAUGGGCAUGAAGAAGUCAAAAAAUCUGUUACAAAAUUAGAUGAAAAACCUGUGGAAAAUAAAAAAGGAAAAAAUAAAUCGCCAUCAUUUAGUCGUAGUUCGAAGUCUCGUUCUUCAUCGGUGGAGGUAAAGAGGAAUAGAGUUUCCAAAUCUAAAUCGAGAUCAAGGUCAAAUGGUAAAAAAUCAAGAAUGCCGCCGUCACGUCAACGUUCUAAUAGGUCAGCUUCACGGUCCUCAGCUGGUUCAGCACCAAAAAAUAAAACAAGGCGCUCGCGUUCUGCAAACACCAGCAUUUCUUUGUCACCAGAACCGCGUAAUGAUGAAUUUGAAAUACGCAAAAAUAAAAAUAGUGUUCAAAAGAAACGGCAAUAUCGCAAUAAUCGCGAUUCAUCGGGAAGUUCCGUCGAGAGAGAUGCUGGCAGGAGACAAAACGAUGGAAGACGUAGAGAUCCUCCUGGUAGGCGAAUGAUGUCACCCCGAGGAAAAAGUCCUCGUAAUGAUGGAGGAGGGCGAAAUCAACGUUCGCGUUCACGACGACGAUCGAAAUCACGCAAUAGAUCUCGAUCCCGUUCACCAAUGCGUCGCUCACGCUCUCCAAGAAGGUUUAAUCGUCGCCGUUCUCCUAAUCAAUUUUACCGUGGACGUGGAAAUAAUAAUCGUGGUCGCAUGAAUCAAUGGCGUCGGAGUCCAAGUAGGAAUCGUGGUGGUAAUCAAGACAGGGGACGAUUUGAUAGACGGUAUUCACCUCAACGACGAUAUUCAAGAGAAAGGCGCAUGUCUCCAAUGCAGAAUCAAUAUAGAAAAUUUUCACCUCAACGACGUUUUUCACCACAACCACAAUUUAGAAAUUCUCGAUCUAGAGACAGACGUCCUAGUCCGCGUGAUCGUCGUCCUUCAUCUCCAAUGCGUGCUUUGUCACGUGAACGUAAUACUAAUAGGUGGGAUCAAAAUAAAGCAGCGCAAAGGCCGCAAAAGCGUCGAUCAACAUCUGGAAGUUCAGAUUGGGACCAAGAUAAUAAUAGUCGCAAAUCCGUUGAGCGGGAACCACCAAUUAAAGCUAACGUACGUCGCGAUCGCAGCUUAAGUCGAUCUGUUGAACGAAAAAUACCCGAACCUAGUCCUGUUGUUACAAAAAGUUUGAAAAAUCGUGAUGUGACUGGAGAUCACACAUCUGUGGAAUAUUCGGUACCAGCAAUUAAAACAAUUGAUUUAAGUAAAGAAGAUAAAACUAUUGAAGUACGCAAAACAAAACAGGAAGAAGAAAAACAAGAGAUAGCACCGAAAAAACAAACAGCAACUAAUGUGUUGAGGCAAAAAGAUAGGUAUAGUUCAAGUUUGUCUCGAACACCUUCACCAUUCCUAAAGCCACAUGAACGCGAACAGAAUCCAAAAAUGGCUACUAAUACUGCUGCUGCCAAUAAAAAGAUUCAAUCGAAAGCCAAUGCGGAAGAAGAAAGUGAUUCUAGCACAACCGAUAGUUCUGCUGAUAGCGAUGAGGAAAGUGAAGAGGAAAUGACACAACAAAAAAUACAACCAAAGAACAGUAAAUCUGAUAAACGUGUUCAAUCGAAAAAGGAGACUUCUUCGUCUAGUGACAGUGAGGAUGAAAGUGAAGAAGAGAAACCCCGUAAAAAGGCAAACAAUCAAACUGUUGCAACAAAAAGUCAAUCCACACGAGGUAGUCAAAAGGAUACCACAACAGAAGAAAAACAGCGUGAAAUACCUGAAAAACGUAAAAAUUUAGAUAUGGUAGAAUCUACGGAAUCAUCGAUUACUAAAAAGUUUAAAGGUUCGCAUGAUACUGUCUUGAUUUCAAACACUUCCGCCGGCACUAAAACUGCUGUCCCUGUUACACGUUUUGAAAUUAAAGACUCUAAUUCAAGCGAGGAAAGUGUACAGGAACAAGAAAAGGUCCCAGCAAAAUCUAAAGUGACAGCAUCAGUAACGCGUAAAAGCAAUGCAUCAACAUCAAAUAGCAAAAAACAACGUCGCAAUUCCUCCGAUUCUGAUGAUGAACAAAUUGCUAAGAAAAAGCGUAGGAAAGCAAAAAAAUCUUCACGGAAGAGUACCGAUGAUGACAGUUCUUCAGAUUCGGAACAAGAGCAUAAAAAGAAAAAACAUAAAAAACAUAAGAAGCAUAGCAAGAAAAAUAAGAAGCAUAAAAAACACAAGAAGAAGAGCAAAAAGGCUGAAAGCAGUUCUAGCAGUUCGGAUGAUGAUGACGAUGAUGGAAAAGAAUUUACUGACAAACCGAGUAGACUACCAACAACAUUUGUAGGCGGUAUAAAUGACGAUUUAGAAAAACAAUUGCGCGAAAGAGCACUUAAAUCUAUGAAGAAGAUUGAUUGAAGAUUGAAAAUUGAAGACGCAUUUGUUAAACAUUUCUUUCUGAAUUUAUAUCAUUAAAUGCAUUAAUCUUUUUGUUCA